Aureobasidium subglaciale EXF-2481 is the source of this 450-nucleotide messenger RNA. RefSeq lists its product as uncharacterized. The record is from RefSeq and is a predicted model, not a curated record. The transcript has 2 exons. The coding region runs from base 1 to 450 and encodes 149 amino acids. Lineage: Eukaryota; Fungi; Ascomycota; Dothideomycetes; Dothideales; Saccotheciaceae.
AUGACUGCCUCUGGUAUUGAAUCCUUGGAGCAGGACUUUGACGACGGCUACAAUGCUGAGCAGUACUUUGAUGGCGCUGAUGACGAAGAGCUUCCCGAUGGCUACAACAACGACGCCAAUGACGAAGAACUACCCGACUACUCCAGUGCCACCUUGAACGAAGAAGAAGCCGAACCGCCCUACAAUCCCUCAAAUCAGGACAUGUACGGAGCGCUCGCGCAAGCCAGACUAGUAAAUAUGCGCACACCUGAUCAAAUUACCGCCCAAACCGAGAAGCUCGAGGAUAUCAAGGCCCGGCUCAAAGCUUUUACUGUCGAUCAACUCGACCGUCUUUACCUUGAGACCACCAGCAAGGAGUUCUGCGGUUUGAUCAAACUUGCGUGUCAUGAAAAGCGUAUGGCUGAACUGGAUGCUUUCGAGGCAGAGGUUUGGGUCAUGUCUGGACGCUAG